Poecilia reticulata (guppy) is the source of this 1330-nucleotide messenger RNA. It is a transcript of the gene sh3bgrl, whose product is annotated as SH3 domain binding glutamate-rich protein like. Lineage: Eukaryota; Metazoa; Chordata; Actinopteri; Cyprinodontiformes; Poeciliidae. The record is from RefSeq and is a predicted model, not a curated record. Gene Ontology annotation, cellular component: cytoplasm.
GAAAUAGAGAGAGAAGGGGCGGAGAGCUGGAGGAGGAGGAGGAAUGCCAAGCUCCAUCCAGAGCUAAGAGCAGAAGCAUUUGCGCAGAUAGUCUGCGCUGCAAGAACACACUCUCGGUUUCCCAGCCUUGGAAGUUUCCAGGUCUUUUUUUUAAUCUUUAUUAUUGUUAUUGCGCCUCUGCUGCUCCAAAGGCCUGCAACGGAGCACGCAUCGACAGCAGCCAGCCUGUGAUAAUAGACUGCAUCAGGGAUAUAAGAUGGUGAUCAAAGUGUACAUAGCAACGUCCUCCGGAUCCACCUCGAUUAAAAAGCAGCAGCAGGACGUGAUGGGCUUCCUGGCGGCCAAUAAAAUCGAGUAUGAGGAGUGCGACAUCGCGGCCAACGAGGCCAACAGGAAGUGGAUGAGGGAGAACGUACCGGAGGAGUCACGACCUGCCACGGGGAACCCUCUGCCCCCUCAGAUCUUUAAUGAAGAAAAAUACUGCGGGGACUACGAGGCCUUCUUCGACGCCAGAGAGGACAACGCUGUGUAUGCAUUUCUGGGUCUGACCGCUCCUCCAGGUUCGAAGGAAGCAGAGGCUCAAGCGAAGAAGGCACAGCAGUAGCAUUUCUAUCGCCGUUUCUACCUUAAACCUCAGGCCUUCCCAAGACCCGGACUGACCCAGAACCGAACCGGAAGAAAAAAACAAAACAAAAAACAAAGAGAAACAACUCACCACUCGACUUAUAAGCGCGCGGACCGAUCGUUCAUUCUUACCUUUACUCAGUGUGUUUUCUUAUAUUUCCGCCGUGCCUUCCCAGCAGCAGGUAAAAGCACGGAGCACUCCGGUUAGCCUCAGCCUGCUAAACCUGUUAGCCUAAUGCCCAUCUACCAUCAGUAUGAAUGUGAAAACCACAUCACCAGGCACAAAUGAGCGUCUGAAAGUAAUGUAACUGAGGUCCAGGGUGCCACCAAUGUCAUCGUUAAAUAUUAGCACAUAAUAAUCGUUUACACCACCAAUCCUGGAAACACCUAAUCCAAUAUUUAGCACUCCACAGUCAUUAAAACAUCAGCUGCUUUCUGGACUGUUCUGGUCUGUUAGCCUCUAUUUUUACUUACUUGGUAUUGUCUUAAUGCUAGGUUAUUAGCAAUCUUUUUUUAUUAUUAUUAUUUCAAUGUUUAAGAAUACCUGCCAAAUGGCCAAAUGAGGGAUUGUUUUUUUUUUAAUUAUUAUUAUGUGUCUGUAUUUUGAAGAAAGCUGCAGUUGGAAUCAUAUUUCCCGUUGUGUUUCUUAUUUCUGUAUAAUGCCCCCAAACUUAAAUAAAACACAAAGGCGACUGUUGGUCAAUCA